Molecule: messenger RNA, 2774 nt
Organism: Onychostruthus taczanowskii (white-rumped snowfinch)
Lineage: Eukaryota; Metazoa; Chordata; Aves; Passeriformes; Passeridae
Gene: EZH2
Product: enhancer of zeste 2 polycomb repressive complex 2 subunit
Exons: 20
Coding region: 267-2510 (747 amino acids)
Biological process (GO): chromatin remodeling
Molecular function (GO): histone H3K27 methyltransferase activity; protein binding
Source: RefSeq, a predicted model, not a curated record
CACGCGGGCUCCCGGCCGGUGACAGCUGGAAGGGGGAGACAUGGAGUCUGGAGUGCCCUUUGUCUAAGUUGGCUCCGUCCAGCCCGGCCGGCGGCUGCGAUCCCCGCCCGGCGGGGCGCAGACCCGGGCUGGGGGCGAGCUCGCCGUCACUCCUCGGAAGGGCAGGAGGGAGAACGGGGCGCAGACCCGGCGAUUCCCUUCCCCUCGUCUCCGCUCCAGCCGGCGGCACGCGGCGGCUCCGGCGCGGGCAGAGGGAGGUGAUAAUCAUGGGUCAAACCGGAAAAAAAUCUGAGAAGGGACCAAUUUGUUGGAGAAAACGUGUAAAAUCAGAAUACAUGAGACUGAGGCAGCUCAAGAGGUUCCGACGUGCCGAUGAAGUAAAGAGUAUGUUUAAUUCUAAUCGUCAGAAGAUACUGGAAAGAACUGAAAUCUUAAAUCAAGAAUGGAAACAACGUAGGAUACAGCCUGUUCACAUCAUGACUUCUGUGAGCUCAUUGCGCGGGACCAGGGAGUGCUCUGUUACCAGUGACAUUGAUUUUCCAAAACAAGUCAUCCCACUGAAGACUCUCAAUGCUGUUGCUUCUGUGCCUAUAAUGUACUCUUGGUCUCCCCUUCAACAGAAUUUUAUGGUAGAGGAUGAAACUGUUUUACAUAACAUUCCAUAUAUGGGAGAUGAAGUGCUUGACCAGGAUGGUACCUUUAUUGAAGAACUGAUUAAGAAUUAUGAUGGGAAGGUGCAUGGAGACAGAGAAUGUGGAUUUAUCAAUGAUGAAAUAUUUGUUGAGUUGGUCAAUGCCCUUGGUCAAUAUAGUGAUGAUGAAGAUGAUGAUGAUGGAGAUGACAAUCCUGAUGAAAGAGAUGACAAGCAAAAAGAUCGGGAAGGUAACAGGAUGGAGAAAGAAACCCACCCACCUCGGAGAUUUCCUUCUGACAAAAUAUUUGAAGCCAUUUCCUCAAUGUUUCCAGACAAGGGUACUGCAGAAGAAUUGAAAGAGAAAUACAAAGAACUUACUGAGCAGCAGCUUCCUGGAGCUCUUCCUCCUGAGUGCACACCGAACAUAGAUGGACCAAAUGCUAAAUCUGUUCAGAGGGAGCAAAGCCUGCACUCCUUUCACACACUCUUCUGUAGGCGCUGUUUUAAAUACGAUUGCUUCUUACAUCCAUUCCAUGCAACUCCCAAUACUUAUAAGCGAAAGAAUACAGAAACAGCAUUAGAUAAUAAGCCUUGUGGACCUCACUGUUAUCAACAUUUGGAGGGCGCGAAGGAGUUUGCGGCUGCCCUGACCGCGGAGCGCAUCAAGACCCCGCCGAAGCGCCCCGGCGGCCGCCGGAGGGGGCGGCUGCCCAACAACACGAGCCGGCCCAGCACGCCCACCAUCAACGUCCUGGAGUCAAAGGACACCGACAGCGAUCGAGAGGCCGGCGCCGAGACCGGCGGGGAGAACAACGAUAAAGAGGAAGAAGAGAAGAAAGAUGAAACAUCCAGUUCCUCUGAAGCGAAUUCUAGGUGUCAAACACCAAUAAAGAUGAAGCCAAAUAUUGAGCCUCCAGAGAACGUGGAAUGGAGUGGUGCAGAAGCUUCAAUGUUUAGAGUUCUUAUUGGCACCUACUAUGACAACUUCUGUGCAAUUGCCAGACUGAUUGGGACCAAAACGUGCAGACAGGUGUAUGAGUUUAGAGUAAAGGAAUCUAGUAUUAUUGCACCAGUCCCUGCUGAAGAUGUUGAUACUCCUCCCAGAAAGAAGAAAAGGAAACACAGGUUGUGGGCUGCUCAUUGCAGAAAGAUACAGCUGAAAAAGGAUGGGUCAUCGAAUCACGUUUACAACUAUCAGCCAUGUGAUCACCCACGUCAGCCUUGUGAUAGCUCAUGCCCAUGUGUAAUUGCUCAAAACUUCUGUGAGAAGUUUUGUCAGUGCAGCUCAGAAUGCCAGAAUCGUUUUCCUGGGUGUCGUUGUAAAGCACAAUGCAACACCAAGCAGUGUCCCUGUUACCUGGCUGUCCGUGAGUGUGAUCCUGACCUCUGUUUGACUUGUGGAGCAGCUGACCACUGGGACAGCAAAAAUGUUUCUUGCAAGAACUGCAGCAUUCAGAGAGGAUCCAAAAAACACUUACUAUUGGCACCUUCAGAUGUGGCAGGUUGGGGAAUUUUUAUCAAAGAUCCUGUACAGAAGAAUGAAUUCAUCUCUGAAUACUGUGGUGAGAUUAUUUCUCAGGAUGAGGCAGACAGAAGAGGAAAAGUGUAUGACAAAUACAUGUGCAGCUUUCUGUUUAACUUGAAUAAUGAUUUUGUGGUUGAUGCAACACGCAAGGGCAACAAAAUUAGAUUUGCAAACCAUUCAGUAAAUCCCAACUGCUAUGCAAAAGUUAUGAUGGUUAAUGGUGAUCACAGAAUAGGAAUAUUUGCUAAAAGAGCCAUUCAGACUGGUGAAGAACUGUUCUUUGACUACAGAUAUAGCCAAGCGGAUGCCCUUAAAUAUGUGGGCAUUGAAAGAGAAAUGGAAAUCCCUUGACACCAGCUACCUCUUCUUUUAAACAAACAGCUGCCUUAUCUUCAGGAAUUUCUAGUACUGUGGGCAAUUUUAGAAAAAUACAAAUGAUGCAAUUUGAAAUUCUGUAUUUGCAAAGUACUGUAACAGUAAUUUAUAGUAACAAAUUUUAAAAAAACCUGACUUUUUAUUGCCUUCUCACCAGCUGCAAAGUGUUUUGUACCUAUGAACUUUUGCAAUAAUGUGGUGUGGUACAUUUUUCAACCUUGAAUAAAGGAUACUUGAACU